ACUGUGGCCAUUUACAAACUUAAAGCUGUCGCAUACGCAAUGAAUCACUUGAGGCUGGCGAUCAUCUGCUGGAGCUGCCUGCUCAUUGUGAUGGCUACCACGACGGAAGCUGCUUCGGUUUGGAAACUACCCACUGCGGAGAUGGUCCACGAGGAGAAGUGUCGCCAAGAAAACCAGGAGGAGGAUGCAGCUACCCUGAGGUGUUUGGUAAAGAAACUGGGCCUUUGGACGGAUGAGAGCGGCUACAAUGCCAAGCGGAUAGCGAAGAUCUUUGCCGGUCAUAACCAGAUGGAGGAACUGAUGCUGGUGGUGGAGCACUGCAACCGGAAGGAGCAGGACCCGAGCCGCCUGGACGACUGGGCCUUCCUGGCCUACAGGUGCGCCACUUCCGGGCAGUUUGGCCAUUGGGUCAAGGACUUCAUGAGUCAAAAGAAAGUGGAACGAUGAAAUACAAUUGCGAUGGAA
Molecule: messenger RNA, 465 nt
Organism: Drosophila sechellia
Lineage: Eukaryota; Metazoa; Arthropoda; Insecta; Diptera; Drosophilidae
Gene: Obp99d
Product: Odorant-binding protein 99d
Exons: 1
Coding region: 40-447 (135 amino acids)
Molecular function (GO): odorant binding
Source: RefSeq, a predicted model, not a curated record